This is a messenger RNA of Glycine soja, 1497 nucleotides long. RefSeq names its product signal recognition particle 43 kDa protein, chloroplastic-like. Gene Ontology annotation, molecular function: protein binding. The record is from RefSeq and is a predicted model, not a curated record. The transcript has a single exon. Bases 205 to 1353 code for a protein of 382 amino acids. NCBI's taxonomy places the organism in Eukaryota, Viridiplantae, Streptophyta, Magnoliopsida, Fabales, Fabaceae.
CUAGAAUUGUUACAUUGAAUUAAAAUAAUAGGAAAAGAAGAGGCUCCAGUUAGGCAAUUAGGCUUUGGUCCCAUCCAAUCGCAACCAGGAAAUGGAUGUGGUUCCUUAUCCAGUAACACCCCCAAACCUCAUUUCUCUGCCACAUGAACCCUCCCAAACACAGAAACCAUAGCAAAAAGAAACCCAGAUUAUUGAUUAUUAAUAAUGGAAGCCAUAUUCGUCACCAAACCCGCUUCCCAUUCUCUCCUCUUAACUAAACUCUCUCCGAAUCCCAAACACUUGUUCCCUCCACACCAACAAUCCUUUCACAACAUCCGCCACAAACCCACGCGCUUCCGCCCCGUCAUCGCUGUUUUCCAAAACCAACAUCAACAAGAUGCAGCUGCAGCUUCCAACCACACCGAAGAUGAGUCCUACGGCGAAGUCAAAGGCAUCAUUGGAAGCAGAGCCUUGGAAGCCGCCACCGGAAUGGAGUACCUCAUCGAGUGGAACGACGGCCACGCGCCGUCCUGGGUUCCCGCCGACUUCAUAGCCAAAGACGUCGUCGCCGAGUACGAAACUCCCUGGUGGACUGCCGCCAAGAAAGCCGACGAGUCCGCGUUGAAAAACUUAAUCGAAUCCGACGACGGCCGCGACGUCGACGCCGUUGACGCCGACGGCCGCACUGCGCUCCUCUUCGUCGCCGGACUCGGCUCGGAGUCCUGCGUGAAGCUGCUAGCGGAGGCCGGCGCUAAUCUGGACCACCGAGACCGGAGCGGCGGCCUCGCGGCUCUGCACAUGGCGGCGGGGUACGUCAGGCCCGGCGUGGCGAAGGUUCUCUUGGAUCUCGGCGCGGAUCCCGAGGUGGCGGACGACCGCGGGAGAACGGCGUUGGAUCUGGCGAGGGAGAUUCUGAAGGUGACGCCGAAGGGGAAUCCGAUGCAGUUCGGACGCAGGAUUGGACUGGAAGGUGUGAUUAGGGUUUUGGAAGGGGCAGUGUUCGAGUACGCGGAGGUGCAGGAGAUUCUGGAACGGAGAGGAAAGGGUGAGAAUUUGGAGUAUCUUGUGCGGUGGAAGGACGGUGGUGCCAACGAGUGGGUGAAGGCGAAGUUUGUGGCGGAGGAUUUGGUGAAAGACUACGAGGCUGGCCUCGAGUACGCCGUCGCUGAGGCGGUGCUCGCGAAAAGGGUAGCGGAUGAAGGGACGCCGGAGUUUUUGGUUAAAUGGGCCGAUUUGGAGGAGCCCACAUGGGAGCCCGAGGAGAAUGUGGACCCAGAGCUUGUCAAAGCUUUCGAGGGAAGUAACAACCAGGCCCAGCCCAGUAGUAAUGGGCCCGCUGUGGUCUUUUCCAAUCAGGAUAGCCCUAGCCUGUGAUUUUUCAUAGUUUGUUUGGACUGGGAUUUUGUUGCAAAAUUUCGGGAGCAAAUUAAUUAAUAAUUGUUUUGUACCAAAUCAAGUUGUGGACAUGAAAAAGCUAAUCAAAUCCAAUACAUAUUUUCCUCCUGGUUUUAGAUCGUA